Messenger RNA from Cyanistes caeruleus (blue tit), 601 nucleotides. The record is from RefSeq and is a predicted model, not a curated record. NCBI's taxonomy places the organism in Eukaryota, Metazoa, Chordata, Aves, Passeriformes, Paridae.
UGGGUAUUUUUGGGGCUCCCCCCCAGACAUCAUCCACAAGUUUAUCCGGGAUAAAUAUUCCAAGAGAUUCCCGGAGCUGGAGUCGCUGGUUCCCAACGCCCUGGAUUACAUCCGCACCGUCAAGGAAUUGGGCAAUUCCCUGGAUAAAUGCAAGAACAACGAGAACGUUCAGCAGAUCCUGACCAACGCCACCAUCAUGGUCGUCAGCGUCACCGCCUCCACCACCCAGGGGCAGCAGCUGUCGGAGGAGGAGCUGGGGCGCAUCGAGGACGCGUGUGACAUGGCGCUGGCGCUGAGCGGGGCCAAGCUGAGGAUUUACGAGUACGUGGAGUCCCGGAUGUCCUUCAUCGCCCCCAACCUCUCCCUCAUCCUCGGGGCCUCCACCGCCGCCAAAAUCAUGGGUGUGGCAGGAGGCCUGACCCCGCUGUCCAAGCUGCCUGCCUGUAACAUCCUCCUGCUGGGGGCCCAGCGCCGAACGCUCUCCGGCUUCUCCUCCACCUCCGUCCUGCCCCACACGGGAUUCAUCUACCACAGCGACAUCGUGCAGUCCCUGCCUCCUGUGAGUCACAAAAUCCACCUGAAAUAACCCAAAAUCCAAAAA